Pectinophora gossypiella (pink bollworm) is the source of this 1392-nucleotide messenger RNA. RefSeq lists its product as uncharacterized. The record is from RefSeq and is a predicted model, not a curated record. The transcript has 4 exons. Gene Ontology annotation, cellular component: chitin-based extracellular matrix. Bases 17 to 1072 code for a protein of 351 amino acids. Gene Ontology annotation, molecular function: structural constituent of chitin-based larval cuticle. NCBI's taxonomy places the organism in Eukaryota, Metazoa, Arthropoda, Insecta, Lepidoptera, Gelechiidae.
GCAGUGGAAGGACAACAUGAAGCUGUACUGCAUAUUCGCCGCCAUACUGGCAAUUUCACUAGCCAAAGAAAUUGGAAGCAAAGAUGAUGUCGAGGACUUAGAAGCGCAAGCGUCUAUGGAACUGCUUAGAACAAACAGGGAAGACAAACAAGAUCUGGAUACCGCAGCCAGCACUUACAACAGCUACGUUCCCCCCAGCCAAAGACCCCCACGACCAUGGAACCAGAACGCCAUCCCAACUCCUCCCCAGAACCAAUGGAACAACCCUCAGUAUGUAGUUCCCCAAAAUCCUCCGCAAAAUGCAUUCAGCGACGUCUCCCAAAAUCAAAACUACGUACCCUCCGUGCCCCAAAAUAGCUACGUGCCUCCUUCUGCCGGCCAGUGGCCUGCUGUUCAGAGCGACAUACAGUAUCCUAGCAACCCUGCCCCAGUCCAUUACCCCUCUGUUCCACCUGUCACUCAGGCUCCUCAAGUUCCUCAAUAUCCUCAGACCCCCCAAUAUCCUCAGACUCCCCAGUAUCCUCAGGCUCCCCAAAAUCCCCAAGCCCCCCAGAAUGACUAUUACUAUCCUCCUCACAACCAACCUUCCUCUACUCCUACUGUAAUCAAGAACGAACAGUACAAUGGUGAAAACGGCUAUUACAAAUAUGAAUACCAAAUUUCCGAUGGUACUUGGGUAGGUGAAGAAGGUUACCUAUUGUACCCGAAUACUGAGUACGAGAGCCCUGUCAAGAAGGGCUGGUAUUCUUACAAGGGAACCGAUGGCAAGGUCUACACUGUCAGCUGGUGGGCUGAUGCAUCAGGCUACCACGCCACUGGAGACCAUCUGCCUACUCCUCCCCCCGUUCCUACUGCGAUCCAGGCUGCACUCGACCAAGCUGCAAAAGAAGAAGCAAACAAGAACAAACCAACCCAGCCGACUUACUACCCGACGACGCAACCAACUUUCUACCCGUCGCAACCAACUUACACUCCAGCGCAACCCACAACCCAACGCCCAUCGUAUAACCACCCUCAGCAGACUUACCCUCAACAGCAACCAGCAUACCAGAGACCAGGUUACGGUAAAUAAGGGCAAUAAAAUAAGAGAAGAAUAGUUUAAAAAAAAAAAGAUUCUCAUCUCUCUCCAUUAUUUUAAAGCUCUUGAUACUGCCGAUAAGUUGUACGAGUACGACUCGAAAAUGUUACAAGCAAAAAUAUUCUGACUCGAUUAUUAUAGUGAUAGUAUACGAUUUAAGUUACCUCCGAAUGAUGGAUAUGAUGAUGGAAAUAAACAGUGAUCAGAUCACGACCGUUAUUGUGAACUCGAUCACUGUUAGAGUGUGAUACUGAGUAAUACUCGAAGCCAGCAAACAUGUGAUGUACAUGUAAUUAAUAAAUAAUAUUUUAAAA